CUAGGAAUUUCAUCUAUCCAGGGAAGAAUCAGAAUAAAAAAUAUUUAAGCUUUUGUACACUGGAUAAGCUUAUCUAAAAAGUAAAAGCUUUGGGCUAGACCUCUAGCCUUGAUCACUACAAGUGAUCAAAAGUUCAAAUAUUUUUUAUUCUGUUCUGGAGGUAAUUUUUUAAGUGUAUGAUAACCAGAUUACAGUAACACACAUUUCUAUUGGUUCUUAAGAGCUUUUGGAGAACAGACGCUUAAAUUUAGUGUCAUCAUAAUAAUUAUACAACAUUUUGCUUUUUUACCUCAUGAAACAAAUAUAUUCUAUGUUGUGGCAAGUCUCAGUGCAUUAAUAGAUCACAAGAGACAUCAAAUUAUGCCAGACUUCACAUCGUUUAUCCAAUGCUCUUCAAAUUGUCCAGUAAUAAAUCAGGUAGAAAUACUCAUUGCGGGGUACUGGAGUUUGUUGCUGAUGAAGGCAAAAUUUAUCUUCCUUACUGGAUGAUGCGUAAUUUACUGCUUGAAGAAGGUGGUCUGUUGCAGGUGGAGAGUGCAUCUCUACCUGUUGCAUCAUAUGCUAAGUUUCAACCACAGUCAGUUGACUUUUUGGAUAUCACCAACCCAAAGGCAGUCUUAGAAAAUGCGCUCAGAUCCUUUGCUUGUCUUACGAAAGGUGAUGUAAUUGCAAUCAAGUACAAUGACAAGAUCUAUGAAUUCUUAGUGCUUGAAACAAAACCUGGAAAUGCAGUGUCCAUUAUUGAGUGUGAUAUGCAGGUUGAGUUUGCCUCCCCUGUUGGAUAUGUGGAACCAGAAAGGCAAGAGAAAAAGGCUGAGAAAAAGGAAGAGGAGCAGGCUGAUGUAUCGCAUGUGGAUCAUGGUUUCCAGGCUUUCACCGGUUCAGGAUUUCGCUUGGACGGGAAGAAAAAGAAGUCAAAUGUUCCGUCCAAUCCGGUGCCAAUUGGUCCUCCUGUAAUAAAGCGGGGAAUUCCUAAUUACGAUUUCGAAAAAGGGAAGAUUACCUUCAAAAGGAAUUUAAACAAAGCGAACAACUCACAGUCGAAUAAUAAGGGAGAGUCUAGUAAGCCAGAAUUUGAAGCUUUUACAGGGUCAGGAAAAACGCUCCGACAAAAGAGGAAAAAUUAGCCGUAUAAAAAUGAGCAUUUAGGGAAACUGUAAAGAAAUACAUAGGCGAAUGUUCUUCGCUUACGUCCCACUAAAGCUGUUUGCAGAAUUGAAGUCAAAAGUUGCUCUCGACUUGUGGAAAUCUGUACGACACGAUUAACAUUGAAGAGAAAUGAGCUAUUUAUGUACUUGUAGUGUAAGCAAAUUAGUUUUCAAUGAAAGAGCUCAGUUUUGGAGCGUGAUUGUGGUAAACUGGUCUGAUAAAUUGGUCUUUCUACCAAUUCAAGGAAAUGACAAUUAAACUUCGACUAUAUCGAUUUCCCUUCAUGCAUCAUCAGAACAUUGACAUUCUGCUUUUUCAAACUUUCUAAAAUAUUAGUUAACAUAAAUGCUUUACUGUUUAUAUUAUUUGAUGCAAGUUAUUCUGUUAGGUUUUAAAAGUUUAUUUAAUAAAGUUAGCGACAACUGGCAUUUCUCAAGCUAAA
Molecule: messenger RNA, 1591 nt
Organism: Stylophora pistillata
Lineage: Eukaryota; Metazoa; Cnidaria; Anthozoa; Scleractinia; Pocilloporidae
Product: ubiquitin recognition factor in ER-associated degradation protein 1
Biological process (GO): ubiquitin-dependent protein catabolic process; ERAD pathway
Cellular component (GO): VCP-NPL4-UFD1 AAA ATPase complex
Molecular function (GO): polyubiquitin modification-dependent protein binding
Source: RefSeq, a predicted model, not a curated record